AUCUACAACAUACAGCAAACAAACAGGAGAAAACGGACAUUUAUAUUUUCCUUUAUGACCUACUAGAGCUCCAUUGCUUUUCCAGAGCUAAGUUGUAACUAUAAAACACAUUUUUGUUUAGUUUUGUUGCUGAAAACAAAGAAGCACAGGAGAAAAACUAAAGAUCAUGUCUCUACUUUUGAAUUCGACGCUAUAGGAAGCCAAGAGAUUAAAUUAUAUGCGAAAAAUCAGCUGAUUCCCAUCACUGGGUGCAGACUUAAGAGGAUUAGGGAAGAGAAGAAAAGCGUGUGUUAAUCGUAUGAGCGCAGGAGCAGUGACUGUCCCACCAUGCCUCGGUCUUUCUUAGUGAAGAAAGUCAAACUGGAUGACUUCUCCGCUGCUGAACUGGAGACCUCCUACAGCCGGAGAGAGGAGCUCAGUCUGCGGUUCCACAAUCAUGACAAAGGUUACGUCAGUGAUUAUCUAAGUCCGAAUCCCUAUGAAGACGUGGUGGGAAGCGAUUCCUCAGUCAUCUCUAAAGUGCCCUCUCCCAGCCACUCGUCAAUCAUCUACGGCCACAUUAACAACACCUAUUCAGGUAUCCACAGCGACAUCCAUGGGGACUCGGACCAGCCGGACAGUCCGAGGUCUGAGGUCUCGUCCUCAGCCGGCGGAUACAUUAACGGAGACGCCGCCGUGAGCGAAGGAUACUCAGUAGACGCCUUUUUCAUCAUGGAUGGACGGUCACGAAGAAAAGCAGCGGCAAACCCACGAGGGGCCACCCAGAGGCACACAUGCAGCGAGUGCGGUAAAACCUACGCUACGUCCUCCAACCUGAGCCGACACAAGCAGACGCACAGAAGCAUCGACAGCAAGAUGGCCAAGAAGUGCCCGACGUGUGGGAAAGUGUACGUCUCCAUGCCCGCCAUGGCCAUGCACCUGCUCACCCACGACCUCAAGCACAAGUGCGACGUGUGCGGGAAAGCGUUCAGCCGACCGUGGCUGCUGCAGGGUCACAUGCGCUCUCACACCGGAGAGAAGCCCUUCGGCUGCGCGCACUGUGGGAAAGCCUUUGCCGACCGGUCGAACCUGCGUGCCCACAUGCAGACUCACUCAGCCUUCAAGCAUUACAAGUGCAAGCGGUGCAACAAGACGUUUGCACUCAAGAGUUACCUGAACAAGCACUACGAGUCUGCGUGCUUUAAGGGGGCUUUUUCCCCACUGAGCUCACUGAGUGAAUAAGAGUCUCUGAAAGCACAUCUAGGGUUUAUUUACUUCAUUUACAUCCGAUUUCUUCUGCUUUACUCCAAAAGAUUAACCAGAGCGCAACAAAGGAGGAGUUUUUUUUUUCUCGUUUCGCAAGCCUCUCAGUUAUUUUUAUUUGAAGGUUUAUUAAAAAGUUUGAGAGAACCUGAUAGGAUUUAUCCCCCAGUGAGGUAAACUAAAGCACAGCACAUCUGGUGCUUCCUACUUUGAGAUCUAUUUGUGUCCUUAUCAAUCCACGUCAGAUGUUUUUCUACCAACGAGGAAACGACACAAAAGCACAAUUGCUCUUCCACGUCUCUGUCUUUUCUCAGAAUUCAUGUGAUCAAGCACAGAAUCCACCGUCUGAGCAAAUUAUUUCCAGCUUUUUCAGGCACAAACAUUCAUAAUCUAAGGAUAAUUCUCGUGUCUUGUUUUCAGUGAAACUGAAGCUUACAAGAAAACGCAAAGGAAUCAGAAGAAUAACCAGUGUUCUGCUUUUUACGAUGAAAAAUAUGAACAAAAAUGAAACUCAUACAUUACGUAGAUUAAUUACACAUGGAGUGAUAUAUGUGAAGCAUUUUGAUGAUUAUAACUUGAAGUGAAUGAAAACCCAAAAUGAAUUUUCUCUUAUAAUUAACUAAAAGUGAUUUUUAAUGGGGAAAUGUAAGUUCUGGCCUUAAAAGUCCUGGUAGACUUUAUAGUUACACUUCAGACAAUCAUUGGCAUCUUCCAUAUGGAGAAUAAGCCAGAAAAAGUCACUGCACAAGAAGCUGAUUGUUCACAGAAUGAUGCAAGCAUCCAAAACUGAGUGGAAGGAAAACAUUUAGCAGAAAAUUGUGCACAAUGAUUUAAUUUGAGACGAAUCGGGUUCAUCAUAAUGAGCAGAAAUGAGAAUUUGAAAUUCACUAUAUUCAGAAAAACAUUUGAAUUCAGGUGUUCCAGCAACGUCCAUGGCCAGAGGUGUAUGAAAUCAACAAAUUAGUGUAUACUGUUCUCUGUGUAAUACAUCUACACAUUAUAUGAGUUUCACUUUUUAAAUUGAAUUGCUAGGAACAACUUUAAGUCCAUUAAUUGAGCCACAGUAUCUAUAAUAUUCUCUUACACCUCAACAUGAUUUCAUCCCUGGUGAAUCUUUGAACCACAAUGAAUUGUGAAAACAAGCAAGUCCAACUUUUCCCACAAAUGCAUUGAAAAUAUAGAAGUGACAGGUAAAAAACGUGAAGUUCUUUUUAAUGUUUAACACCAAUUGGCUUCUGAAUAAUAGUAAAAUGAUCCUCUAGUUAAAUAUUAGCACAAAACACAAACUGAGCCAUCAGGCUGCUCCACAAUGAUCUAACGUUUAUAUGUUUUUUCAUUAUUAUUUAUUUGUCUUUGUUCAAAAGGAAUGUGGACGUUAAAAAUGCCUGCUAUUCCUUUAAUAAGGUUAUAAACCAGUGUUAUAAAAUAAUUUUUUUCAUGUUUAUUUAUUUAUUUAUUUAUUUAUUUAUUUAUUUAUUUAUUUAUUUAUCUUGUAUUAUUUUGCACUUUAUUGCAGUAUUUUGCCUUUGUUACAAAUAUGCCAAAGCAUUUGACACUUUGUAAACUUUGAGUAUCUUUUUUAUGUUUGCCACUUUAAGUAUCCAAAACCUUUGCAUGCAAAAAAAAAGAAAA
This is a messenger RNA of Poecilia latipinna (sailfin molly), 2874 nucleotides long. RefSeq names its product transcriptional repressor scratch 1-like. Lineage: Eukaryota; Metazoa; Chordata; Actinopteri; Cyprinodontiformes; Poeciliidae. The record is from RefSeq and is a predicted model, not a curated record. The coding region runs from base 328 to 1221 and encodes 297 amino acids. The transcript is spliced from 2 exons. Gene Ontology annotation, biological process: regulation of DNA-templated transcription. Gene Ontology annotation, molecular function: RNA polymerase II cis-regulatory region sequence-specific DNA binding; DNA-binding transcription factor activity, RNA polymerase II-specific.